AUGACGCCGAAAAGCAGUCAAUCGUCGCAGAAGAGCACCCAGCCCACCAUCUCCAGCUUCUUCACGCGGAAGCCCGCGCAACCACCCAAAGCCACGUCGGCACCAGCGCCUGCCCCUGCCCCAAAGCCAAAAUCUCCACGCCCCAGCAAGAGCACCACCGAGGAAGAUGCCGACGAAGAUAAAGAAGACAGCCUUCCAAUAAGAACCCCUCUCACCCUGCGUAAGCGUCCGGUAGACGGGGAUCAUGCCCAGGAGUCGGGUCGCUCGUCGCCCUCGAAACGCGUCCGCUUCACGAAUGACGUUUCUCCGCAACAAUCGCCAGCGCACACACCCACCACCACAUCGGCCACAUCGAAACCUUCCAAAGCAUCCGAUAGAACCUCCAGGUUUCUCUUCUCGUCCUCACCGCCGAUCCGAGACGGGGAUGGCGAGGAUGACGAGGAUGACGAAGAGGAUGCCGCGGCAGCCCAGAAACAAAAGCAGAAACUGCACGAGAAGUUUGUGAAGAAACUGGGUCGGCCUGAUAGUUUUGCAGAGCUUCGAAGGCGGAACAAGGUCCUCACAGAAGACGAUGCCAAUGAGGAGGAGGGCGAAGGCGACGAAGAUGAGGAGGACGAGCCCCCGCCAAAGCCCGCCAAAGGGAAAAAGGGCGCCGCGACGAAAAAGGCAAGCAAGUUGACGCCCAUGGAGAUCCAGUACCUCGACAUAAAGCGCAAGCAUCUGGACACGAUCAUCGUCAUGGAAGUCGGAUACAAAUACAAAUUCUUUGGUGAAGAUGCAAGAACCGCAUCGAAAGAGCUGGGUAUUGUCUGCAUUCCUGGAAAGCUUCGGUACGAUGAGCAUCCGUCUGAGGCGCACUUGGACAGAUUUGCGUCUGCCAGUUUUCCCACCCACCGUCUGCAAGUCCAUGUCAAACGUCUUGUGAAAGCGAACCACAAAGUUGGCGUGGUGCGACAGGUGGAAACAGCAGCACUCAAGGCGGCUGGCAAUAACAGGAACGCACCAUUUGUCCGGAAACUCACAAAUCUCUACACCAAAGGCACAUAUGUGGAUGAUGUGGAAGGCUUGGAAACACCAGCCGAGGGCUCCGGUGCCAGCGCACAGGCGACUGGAUAUCUGCUUUGCAUCACCGAGAGCAAUGCAAAGGGCUGGGGUACGGACGAAAAGGUCCAGGUCGGCUUGGUAGCUGUGCAGCCCGCAACAGGCGACAUCAUCUAUGACGACUUUGAAGACGGCUUCAUGCGGAGCGAGAUUGAGACGCGCCUGCUGCACAUUGCUCCAGCCGAGUUCCUAGUGGUUGGCGAUCUGUCCAAGGCCACGAACAAGCUGAUCGAGCAUCUAUCGGCCAGCAAAACCAAUGUUUUUGGAGACAGAUCGCGGGUGGAGAGAUUAGAGAAGCCAAAGAAAAUGGCUGCACAAGCAUACAGCCACAUCUCAAACUUUUAUGCUGGCAAGAUGAAGUCCAGUCAGGAGGCCGGUUCAGAAAAGCAGGGCGCAAUCCUGGACAAGGUGCACCAGCUGUCAGAACAUGUCACCAUAUGUCUGUCUGCGAUGAUUACAUACCUCAGCGAGUACGGGUUGGAACACGUCUUUGACCUUACCAAGUACUUCCAGCCCUUCAGCGCGCGAUCUUAUAUGCUCCUCAACGGAAACACAUUGUCCAGUCUUGAGAUCUAUCAGAAUCAGACCGACUUCACUUCAAAAGGCAGUCUGUUUUGGACCAUGAAUCGGACCAGGACUCGCUUUGGACAACGGUUGCUCAGGAAGUGGGUUGGUCGACCAUUGAUUGACAAAGCUAAGCUGGAAGAGCGCAUAGCUGCAGUCGAAGAGCUCAAGGAAGGCGAAAACACGAUACCUGUGGACAAGCUGAAGUUUGUGCUGGGCAAAAUCAAGGCCGAUCUCGAAAAGGUUCUCAUCCGGAUAUACUACAAAAAGUGCACGAGACCGGAGCUCUUGUCGGCUCUACAAGCUCUCCAGGAGAUAUCGAGCGAGUAUUUGUCUGUGCAAAGUCCUGAGCAAAGCGGCUUCUCCUCGUCAUUGCUCAGUGAAGCGGUCUCAAACGUUCCAAAGAUAUACGAGGAUCUCAAUGGCUUCCUAGACAAGAUCAAUGCGCGUGCUGCCAAGGACGAUGACAAGUAUUCGUUCUUUCGCGAGGAACACGAGGCGGAAGAUAUCAAUGAUCUAAAGCUGAGUAUUGCGUCCGUAGAAGACGACCUCAACACACACCGCAAGGAGGCAGCAGCAAAACUUGGGAAGAGCAAGGUGGAUUACGUCACUGUUGCAGGCAUUGAAUAUCUGAUCGAAGUUAAGAGAAAGGCGCCAGAAGAGAAGAAGGUUCCGGCAUCGUGGCAACAAAUAUCAGCUACCAAGACCACACUACGCUUCCAUACUCCAGAAGUCAAGCGCAUGUUGCAGGAGCGGGAUCAGUACAAAGAGUCGCUUGCGGCGGCGUGCGACAGAGCGUACAUGGGCCUACUAGAAGAGGUCUCGUCAAAGUACCAGCAACUCCGAGACUGUAUAGCUUCUUUGGCUACGCUCGACGCUCUCUUGUCUCUGGCUACUCUAGCCAAUCAGCCAGGCUACGUAAAGCCUACCUUUACAGACGAUAUUGAACUCAACAUAACCGGCGGCCGACACCCAAUGGUCGAGCAGUUGCUUCUCGACAGUUAUGUGCCGAAUGAUCUCUCCCUGUCUCACGACUCAACUCGUGGCCUUCUAGUCACAGGCCCCAACAUGGGCGGAAAAUCGUCGUUUGUGCGCUCCGCCGCUCUUAUCGCCAUCAUGGGGCAAAUCGGCUCCUACGUACCAGCUGCCCAAGCGCGGUUGGGAAUGCUGGAUGCAGUCUUUACCCGCAUGGGCGCAUUUGACAACAUGCUCAAAGGCGAGUCGACAUUCAUGGUCGAACUCAACGAAACUUCUGAUAUUCUCAAAUCCGCAACGCCUCGCUCUCUUGUCAUUCUUGACGAGCUGGGUCGCGGCACUUCGACCUUUGACGGCGUUGCCAUAGCCGAAGCAGUGCUGGACUACGUCAUUCGUGAGCUACAGUCUCUGACGCUGUUCAUAACACACUACCAGCACCUGGCCAAGCUAUCGUCACGGUUUCCCAAUGGUCAGCUGAAAAACGUGCAUAUGCGCUUCGAAGAGCAGAGUGGCGGCAGAGAAGUAGUCUUCUUGUACGAGGCUACAGAGGGCAUCAGUCAUCGCUCGUACGGGCUAAACGUCGCCAGGCUGGCAAGAGUUCCCGACAAGGUUCUUGACGUGGCUGAGGUGAAGAGCGCGGAAUUAGAGCAAAGCAUGGAGGCCUGUAAGCUAGGGAACCUGUCGCGCAGGAUCAAGGAUCUGCUGCAGGAUGAUUCUGAAGCAACGCUUGCCAAGAUCGUUGAGGGAAUUGAACAGUUGUAAAGUGGAGUAAGCGCUAGGAUCUUACAUGUGGCAGCGG
Exserohilum turcica Et28A is the source of this 3439-nucleotide messenger RNA. RefSeq lists its product as uncharacterized. NCBI's taxonomy places the organism in Eukaryota, Fungi, Ascomycota, Dothideomycetes, Pleosporales, Pleosporaceae. Gene Ontology annotation, molecular function: ATP binding; ATP-dependent DNA damage sensor activity; mismatched DNA binding. Gene Ontology annotation, biological process: mitotic recombination; mismatch repair. Bases 1 to 3402 code for a protein of 1133 amino acids. The record is from RefSeq and is a predicted model, not a curated record. Gene Ontology annotation, cellular component: nucleus. The transcript has 2 exons.